CCAACUUAAUUAAUGCAAAAUAUAACUAAAAGCGUGUUUGCAAAAGCAUAUUUGUAGUCUAAAAAGCCUGUUCUCAUUUCAUCACCUUCUCACCUCAUCUGCUUCCUCUUUGGUACCUGUGUCCUCCCAGCACACAAAAAGACCCUCCUCUCUGCAAUAGUGCAGUCAAAUCUCCAAUUGCCGCCCAGAAAAUUAAACCGGUUGAAUCCGUCGCCGGAAUAUUCCUCUCCCGAUCAUCAAGACAAUGCAAAACGCUGACUACACCUCAGUCCCCUACUACCCUCAGCAACCCUAUCCGCAGAGCCAGAAUCCGAAUCAAAAUCCAAUCCCGGGCCUGAACCAGAACCCGAUCGAAUCCCUCUACCACGCGCCGCCGUCUUACGCAUCAGCACCGCCGUUCUCCGCCAACGCAUACACCCCUCCACCGCCGCCUCCACCCGCCGAUCAUUCCGCCGCGUACCACCACAAUCCAGCAUCCUAUCCAUCCUUCCCCCAGGCUUCGGAUCCCCUCCCGCCGCCGCCGCCGCCGUCGUAUUCUCAGCCUCAGUCGGCCUAUUCUUUCCCGCAAUUCGAAGUCCACGGGCCCCACCAACCCCCAGCCCAAACCCAAUCGCCGUCCUAUCACCCGUCUUACGAUCAGCCUGCCCCUGAUUACGCCUCCAACAUCAACCCUAAUCCCGUUUCCCCCAAUUCGCCUUACCCAUCUAUCCACCUCCCUCCUCAAUACCCUCAGUUCAGUAAAUCUCUUUACGAGACACAGUACGAUAAUCAUGAUGUGAAUUUAGGGCGGAGCAGGUCGGAUGUGGGAGCCGAAUUGUAUGGAAAACGGGCGGAUAGUGGGUAUGGGAACGACAGCCUGUAUGGGAAUAAUGAAGGGGUUUAUGCUUACAGGGGAAGUAGUGAGCCGUACGGAGCUCGAGGAACAGCUCCAAAGUCUUCAACUUGGUCUGGGUUUGACGAUUUUGGUAGGCCAAUUGGAUAUUCUUCUUCAUCAGGCAAAGAUAGAUCGCCAUCAAAUUCUGGUCUGAAGGUAGUGAGGGCGGUUCCAAAGGCGGACACACAGCAGGAUGCAAAGGGUGGGGUGCAGAAAUUCAGAGUGAAGUUGUUGGCCGAGAGUGGUGGACAAAGCACCAUGGAUGUUCUCUGCCAGAUUGGCUUGGAUGGAAUUCGUAUGCUGGACCCAAGUACCAGUCGUAUAUUAAGGAUUUAUCUUCUCGACUCAAUAACCAGAUGUGAAGCUUUUGAUUCAUCAACAUUUGCGUUUUGGUCAAAAAGUUCUGUGGAUAUUGAACCAAGGCGUAUUAGAUUGCAGUCCAAUAGUUAUACCACCAACACCAUUUUGGAUACAGUUACUGCUGCAAUCGUACAGUAUAAGGAGAUGAGUGAGAGAAGCCGUCCUUCUGAAUAUCCCAAGAUUGCUGAACAACCUCAAGAGAAGAAGAAAGGUUUUGCUGAUUUCAUGAACUUGAUAAAGCCUGUCAACGAGGAGAAAGAUCACUGGGUCCCUGAUGAAGCAGUAACAAAGUGCACAGCUUGUGGAACAGACUUUGGUGCUUUUGUGCGAAGGCAUCACUGCAGGAACUGUGGGGAUAUAUUUUGUGACAAGUGCACGCACGGUAGAACUGCUCUUACAGCUGAUGAGAAUGCUCCCGUUGUUAGAGUUUGUGAUCGAUGCAUGGCCGAAGUUUCUCGCAGGCUUAGUAAAGCCAAGGAAGCUGCCAGCAGACCUAGUGUCGUUCAAAGCCAUGACGAUCUUGCCAAGAAACUUCAGGAGGAGCUGGAGAGAAGCUGCAAGGUGUCAGGCUCCAAAUCAGACAGUUCUGGGAGGCGAAUGAAAGAGGUUGCCUGUCCAACAUGUACAGUCCAUUUGCAGGUUCAAGUGCCGAGUUCUGGUUCAGAGACCAUAGAGUGUGGGGUCUGCCAGCAUCCAUUUCUCGUCACAGGCAAUUAAUGUUCGUCUAACGGCCCCUUUUAAUCUCUUGGUGUGUUUGUGUGUGUGUUAAAACAUGUUUGAACUUCGGAGUUGAUCUCUUGGUGUGUUUGUGUGUGUUAAACACGUUUGAA
Messenger RNA from Striga asiatica, 2064 nucleotides. NCBI's taxonomy places the organism in Eukaryota, Viridiplantae, Streptophyta, Magnoliopsida, Lamiales, Orobanchaceae. The record is from the annotation of a GenBank genome assembly.